UAUCAUAGUUCAGUCCUGAAAGUGAAUACGUCUUGUUGAAUGAGUAGAUCGGACAGACAGGAAAAAGAGCAAAAGGGAGCAAAUACUGAAAGGGAAAGAGAAAACAACAGCAGAGAAGAUAAACUGAGAUGAAGAUAAAGAGCAGCAUAAGGAAGCAUGCGGAUUGGAUAGCAGAGCAGGACAGGGUGAAAGUCUAGAGUUAUGACUGAGCUAUAAACACUAUCACAUGUUACUUGCAUAUAGAUAUAUGGAGGAAUCAGUCUAAUGAGGCCUGCAUGGAUUCGUUUGUCUCAGAACACACAGAUACUCUACCUUCUCUUCUGUCUCUGCCAUUACACUCAGGCCAUUACCAUUCUGGUGCCGAGGAGCACUAUCACGGCACCGGUUCAGGGAAGCGCUCUUUUCUCCGUGGACAUCACAUGCACCGGGACUCCAGCAAUCAGAUGGAUGUUCAGUUCUGUAAGCAGACAGCAAAGCAUCGCAGCCUGGAUGCUCGGUGGCUCUGCAAACAUCACGCAAAUGUACGAAGGAAGAGCGCAAACUCAUCCCAACGGCUCUCUAACCAUAACCGACCUACGUCUACAAGACUCUGGCUAUUACACCAUCACUGUGACCGAACCGUCUGGAAACAGCAAGGACAUGUGCAUGGUGUUGAGUGUAACUGAGGUGCUGUAUGAGGACAUUCAGUACUUUAUCGUGUUCAUCAUUGUGUUGGGGACGCUGGCUGCAUUACUGAUGCUGUGUAUGUGGCUCUUGAAUAAACUACACAACUUCAUAAAGGCCUGGAGACAACAGAGAUGCUUACCAGUGAUUGACCAGAUGAGUGAUGAACGCCACACCUGCCACGAGCGCUUCCCUGUACAUCCUCAGACGAGUGAAGAUCAACAUGUUCAAUCAGACAGACAUCACCACCAACUCUCUGAACGCUGUUCCUCGACAUACUGCAGUGAAGAAGAGCGGACCGGCAACAGGAUCAUCACAUACUUACAUGUUAUUAUACAUUUACAUUUAGCAGACGCUUUUGUCCAAAGCGACUUACAAAUGAGGACAAUAGAAGCAAUCAAAACCAACAAAAGAGCAAUGAUAUGCAAGUGCUAUGACAAGUCUCGGUUAGUCUAACGCAGUACACGUAGCAAGUUUGUUUUUAUUAAUGUAUAUACACACAUACACAUCCAUAUAUAUAUACAUAAUUAUAAAUGGUCAAAUGACAUCCUCUCAGGUACCAGAUGGUGGAAAAUUUAUGAAUGUUCUUUGUGUGUUAUUUUUAAUGGAUGAAUGCUUUUAAAAAUCAUUGGAUAUUGCAGGGGCAAAUUUCCAUUUGUGGUUCAGAUACCAAUCCUAUCAAAAUUCCUCAGCUAUAUUAUUUAGUGUACAAAUGUCUGUCUCUUAUAAGACAAAAAGAUUUGAAUGUGGCUCAGUGUCAUGAUUGAUAAAUAGUAAUAACUAACAAACAGCAUAUUUAGACAAACAUACAUAUUUAAUAGGUUUUUUUUUCCAGAUUUUUGGGUAAGACAGGUUUGACCUUUUUGAUUGUAAAGGUUCAAAAUAAAUCUUUGCAUAAUGAUGAUUACCUGCACUGGUUGUUCUCAUUAAAUGUAGUUUGUCUUUAGAUUUUCCAGUGUAUAGAAGGAUUGCUUUUUUUCUGUUUCUACAAAUGUGUCCCUGCAGCACAAAAGCAGUCAUAAGCAGCACAGGUAUAUUUGUAGCAAUAGCCAACAAUACAUUGUCAAAAUUAUCAAUUUUUCUUUUAUGCCAAAAAUCAUUUGCCUAUUAAAGGGGUCAUAUGACGUUCCUAAAAAGAACAUUACUUUGUGUAUUUGGUGUAAUGCAAUGUGUUUAUUCGGUUUAAGGUUCAAAAAUCACAUUAUUUUCCACAUACUGUACAUUAUUGUUGCUCCUCUAUGCCCCACCUUUCUGAAACACUCCGAUUUUUACAAAGCUCAUCGUUCUGAGAAGUGAGGUGUGCUCUGAUUGGCCAGCUAUCCAGACGGAAAAAUGUUACGACUGUGUGAGACAGAAAUGUUACGGCCCUUAGCGUAUUGUGAUACCAUGUCCCGGCGCGAUGAAACAAAAACAAUAAGACCCAUUAUAAAAGAGGCAUUUGUUGCAUCCAGUGGGGACAUAAUUACUGAUUAUAAUGACUUAUACUGUCUUUUUACAUGUCGCACCACGUAAACAUUACCAUGUCUGCAUUUGUGAUCGGAGAAACGACAAACAACAAGCACUACUCUACACAGCUCAAAACUUGCGUUUGAGUAGUCAGUGGCCAAUUCUUUAAAUAUGAAAACAUACUUACAGGCUGAGAGUCAGAAGUGCCAGACUGUCCUUGCCAAGUUUGAAUCGCCCCACUUUAUAGAAACAGGCUUUGAGCAGCUGGCAGCUACUCUCAGGUUCAGGAAAUAGUCCUCUGUAAAAUGCGCUGCACACACUCCAAUAUUUGGGUUGAACUGUUCUGGAACAGUGUUGUAAAUACAACUUAACCACUGAUUUCUAGUUGUGUCCUCUUUUGGAAGCCCAAACAAAGUAGUUUUGCUUUCACAAUGAAACACAGCGUCUCCAGGACAUGGCACCGGCGGCAGCAACAGUACUACAGCGAGAAUCAUAGUUACACCUUCUUUCAUUGCGUAUACAUUUGGGGCGGUGUUUUGCAAAUCUUCCCACACAGUGAGGUAGACAUGUGGGGGCGUGUUUGAAUGAGCCGUUUUAGGGGGCGUGGUCGAGUCUUAACUUUGAUAAAGAAUAUCUCUUUGGGUUUGAGACUUCAGGGAUCUUAUCUAUGCACAAACAGCUUGUAACACUCCAAAGAGAAAGGAAAACUUGAAAUUGCAUCAUAUGACCCAUAAAGAUAUUUUGUAAAUUUCCUAGCGUAAAUAUAUCAAAACUUAAUUUUUGAUUAGUAAUAUGCAUUGCUAAGAGCUUCAUUUGGACAACUUUAAAGGCCAUUUUCUCAAUAUUUUGAUUUUUUUUACACCCUCAGAUUCAGAUUUUCAAAUAGUUGCAUAUCAGCC
Messenger RNA from Onychostoma macrolepis, 3008 nucleotides. Its product is annotated as V-set and transmembrane domain-containing protein 5. The transcript has 4 exons. The coding region runs from base 265 to 1119 and encodes 284 amino acids. Gene Ontology annotation, biological process: positive regulation of excitatory synapse assembly; filopodium assembly. NCBI's taxonomy places the organism in Eukaryota, Metazoa, Chordata, Actinopteri, Cypriniformes, Cyprinidae. Gene Ontology annotation, cellular component: plasma membrane; dendrite; axon. The record is from RefSeq and is a predicted model, not a curated record.